AUGCGGCACGAGACGUCAAUCGCCAGCCUGCCCGCCGAGAUCCUCCUGCACGUCUUCCACUUCGCCCAGGACGACCACGACUCGCACUUUCCGUCAGAGCACCCGGCCGACUCGAUUUUCCCCUUCUUUCGCCGCCGCCUGAACCCGAGCGUCGCCCUGUCGCACACGUCCCGGAACUGGCGCACCCUCGCCCUCUGCGACACGCGCCUGUGGCGCACGCUCCACCUCGACGGCGAGAUCGACGAGGGGCGCGCCGAGGCCAAGGCGCUCCUGUGGGCCGAGCGCGCGACCGCCGACGCCGCGCACGCCGCCGACGGGCCGAGCGGGGUCUCGGGCCUCGUCGUCACGCGCGCCCAGGACUGGUCGCCCGACGAGUUCGCCUACCUGUGCGACGCCCUCGACCUCAUGGACCUCGUCCAGCUGCGCCGAGCCCGCAUCUCGUGGCACGGCGGCGGCGUCGCCGCCGACGAGCAGCGACAGCUCCAGUCGUUCCUGUCCCUCCUCGUCUCGUCGGCGUCCACCCUCGCCUCCCUCACGAUCCACACGCCCGCACACUUGCGCAUCCUCUUCUCGCUGCCCCGCAUCGGCCACACGUUCGCCCGCCUCGAGGACCUCGAAAUACGCUCGUGCAAGUCGUCGACGCCCUCGACCGACGUCUACCUCGUCCCGUCGUUCCUGCCUCGGUUCGCCGGCGAGCAGGACUGGGCUCCGCUCGCGCACCUGCGUCGGCUCGUCCUCGUCGGGCCCAUCUGGCGGCUCCGGUUCGCCGACGGCACGGUCGUGUCGCCCGUCCUCGGGUGGGAGGACGUGCCCGCGCUCGAGUACGCGCACCUCGGCGCGACGACGCCGCCGACGCACUGGGCCCUGCUGUCGCACGCGAGCGGGACGCUGCGGCACCUCGUCCUCGAGAACUUUGUGUCGGACCACCGGCAUCUCGAGGAUCCAGACGUGGCGACCGUCUUUCCUCGGUUGCUCAGCCUCGAGCUCGUCAACUCGGCACCGCUCGCGACGCGUCUACUCGACCUCGCUGUCGGCUGUCGGCCGCCCUCGUCCUCGUCGCGAUCCGCCUCGCCCGGUCCUCCCGCCCGCGCCGCAGCCCUCGUCACCCUCCCUCACCUGCGCGCCUGUCGCUCGCCGGCACCCUCCUUCGCCCCUCACACCUCGCCCUCUUUACCCGCCAGACGACUCCCGUCCUCGAGCGACUCGACCUGCGCCUCACCCUGCCCCUCGAGCACGACGCGCAACUCGCGCUGCCGCGGCACCUGA
Molecule: messenger RNA, 1266 nt
Organism: Rhodotorula graminis WP1
Lineage: Eukaryota; Fungi; Basidiomycota; Microbotryomycetes; Sporidiobolales; Sporidiobolaceae
Exons: 2
Coding region: 1-1266 (421 amino acids)
Molecular function (GO): protein binding
Source: RefSeq, a predicted model, not a curated record